Messenger RNA from Prunus armeniaca (apricot), 372 nucleotides. NCBI's taxonomy places the organism in Eukaryota, Viridiplantae, Streptophyta, Magnoliopsida, Rosales, Rosaceae. The record is from the annotation of a GenBank genome assembly.
AUGAAGCAAAAGAUGGUGAUCAAGUUGUCUGCUGUGCAUGAUGAGAAGUCCAGAGCCAAAGCUAUGAAGACUGCAGUUGGGGUUGAUGGGGUGAAUUCAGCUAGUUUGCAGCAGGACAAGGGCCUAAUAGAAGUGAUAGGGGAUGGAGUUGAUGUGGUUACGCUCACAACUCUGCUCAGAAAAAGCUUGAAGCAUGCUGAGGUGGUUAGUGUGUCUGUGGAGGAAAAGAAGGAGGAAAAGAAGGAGGAAAAGAAGGAGGAAGAGAAGAAGAAAGAACCAGAGGCAAUGUUCCAGUAUGUCAUGCCCUGCCCUCCUCAAUACCUUUGCCCUCCCUAUCCACCAUACGAAGAACCUGGUUGUUCUAUUAUGUAA